UAUCAAGAUGAUAUUACAAACAAACGCAACAUGUCUUUGUGAUGCACCGGCAGUUGCAACCCGCCCGCGGAUCGCCACGUGGAGUACGAGGGCUACGACGGAUGGUACAACAACCUCGCCAAGCCCAGCCAGGGCGCUGUGGACACUCCGCUCCUGCGCCUCCUGCCCCCCGCCUACGAGGACGGCGUGUACCAGCCCGUGAGGAGGAAAGCGAACCCUCUUGAGGUGAGCGAGAAGCUGAUGCGCGGCCAGAACGGCAAGAUGUCUAAAGGCGGCCGGACAGCCUUCCUUCUGUAUUUUGGUCAGCAGGUUGUUGAAGAGAUACUUGAUGCGCAAGGCCCAGGAUGUCCGCCCGAGUACUUUAACAUCGACAUAAAGAGUGACCAUGACUUUGCGAGGAGCCCUAGACUCAAAGUUAUGCCACUUCUACGCACUCGCUACGACAUGACCACAGGAUUUUCUCCCAACAACCCUAGGCAGCAGUUGAAUGAGAUCACACCAUACUUGGAUGGCGGCCUAGUGUACGGAACCAGCAAGGGCUGGGCGGAUGCGCUCAGAAGUUUCUCAAACGGCUCGUUGGCUCCAGAUGGCCUCCUAGCCUGGCAUGAUGAGUUAGGCGAAGGGUUCCCUGCUGAGAACACUCAGCGCCUCCCCAUGGCCAACCCACCUCCGCCCACCAACCACUCCAGCUACGUCAGGCAGCAGGAGACGGCGAAGGUGGACCGUUUCUUCAAACUUGGAAAUCCUCGCGGCAAUGAAAACCCCUUCCUGCUGACCUUCGGCAUCGUGUGGUUCCGAUGGCACAACCACGUCGCCAAGUACCUGAGGAGUGUCCAUCGUGGAUGGUCAGGUGAGAGAGUAUUCAAUGAAGCUCGCAAGUGGGUGAUCGCAACAUACCAGGCAGUGGUGUUCUAUGACUGGUUACCUAGGUACAUGCACACGUCCCUACCCAAGUAUCAAGCUUACCGGCCCACUGUAGACCCCCAAGUGAGCCACAUCUUCCAAUCUGCUGCAAUGAGGUUUGGCCAUACAUUGGUAACCUCUGGAGUGUACCUGCGGACUAGGAACGAACAAGGCUGUAUUUCAUUACCCUAUGAGCUAACUGCACCUGAGGGCUCCUCGCAGCGCCGCGUUGUGGGCGUCAGAACAUGUAACUCUUUCUGGAGAUCACCGGAACUCUUCACCCGCGAUCCGGCCCACUUUGAGCGACUCCUGAUGGGCCUCAGCAGCCAGAGCACUGAGCAAGAGGACAAUGUAAUCGUCGAUGAUUUGCGGGGCCGGGUGUUUGGCCCUCUGGAGUUUUCACGUCGAGACCUGAUGGCAAUCAACAUCCAGCGCGGUCGCGACCACGGCCUUCCCGACUACAACACUGCCAGGAGGCAUUUUGGGCUCGCCACGCUCGACUCCCUCGACACAGAGGAAUACAAACGAAAGACGGGCACUCACGUCGAAGACCAGGUUCUUUCGUCACUGCGGUCCCUGUACGACAACGAUCCUUCCAAAGUCGACAUCUGGCCUGGAGGACUUUUGGAGACGCGGAAUGGACCGGGACAACUCUUCUCCAAAGUGAUCCUAGACCAAUUCGAGAGGAUACGAGAUGCUGACAGAUUCUGGUUUGAGAACAACAACAACGAGUUAGUACAAUCUCUUACGCUAUUUUCAUCAUUCACUCUGCUUUUCUUUAAAUUAGAUGCCUACCUCAAACCAAACCUGUCUAUGUAUCCGAGCUUGGGACCGGCACCCACAAAGGCUAGCUUACCCCCCAGGUGGCUUUUACAAUAG
Penaeus vannamei (Pacific white shrimp) is the source of this 1782-nucleotide messenger RNA. The record is from RefSeq and is a predicted model, not a curated record. Lineage: Eukaryota; Metazoa; Arthropoda; Malacostraca; Decapoda; Penaeidae.